GGUUAGCCAUCAGCCUUGGAGUUACCUGGACACACUCUCAUUUGAGUUGUACUUCUGCUGUUUCUUCUUCCAAAGCAACCAUAAGAGGACAUCAUCUCCCCAUCACUGGACCAUUUCAACUUUAUAACUUUUUUCCGGACUCCCUGGAUUUCCUGGUGCCCAUUUGGAUCCCUUGGCUUAUUGUACCUUAAUACUGGACCUAUUCCCUGGACAAAAUGACUGGACGCCUUGGAUAUGAAGGACGCCCGGAGCGUCAGAACGAAUACUUUAUCCCCGGUGAUGGAAUCAGCCGGGAAGUGAUCCAGGCAGACAUAUGCCGUUACCUUGGAAAUGAUGCGCUCGUAAGACCUGGAAACCACCAAGGUCGACAGGGCUUCUUUAUCCGUGCUUAUAGAAAUCUCACUUCAGAAAUGAUUGCUGAUCUCAAAGCUGACUCUGCUCGGUGGGAGGCAGAUGUGCUCCGUCGCGCUGACCAAGGCUAUCCCAGAGGUAGUUACAUUCAAGACUACAGUGUGUCUCAACCGCCACCUAACAUGGUUCCAGCAACCUAUGCUUCUUCAUCAAUUCAUGAAGGGCGUCAGCAGCAGGGUCCAUCUCCUCCACCUACAUACAGUGCACCACCUCCUCAACCAUAUGUGGACCCUUACACUCAGCCCCCAUACGGGCAGACCCAAAGUCCCCAGUAUCCAGUUUCCUCUUCAUAUCCUGCAAACCACUCACCCUUUGGAUCUGGACAAACCUAUCCACCUCCCCAGGUUCCUUACUCUGCACCAAGCCAGCCCCCGGUGUCUGCCGAUAUGCAUCAAACAUAUACGUACACAACCACCGCUGGCUAUGGCUACGAAAAUGGAAGGAACAACCCUAGAUACCCUGGGCCUGGUUAUGAGACAGAAUCUGACUAUUCCCCCGUUACUUCCGGGAUAGCUUACCCAGCUACUACUGCCCCAGACCCCCGGAUAGGAGGAAUGGACCCAAGAUAUACCCCGGAGUCGGCAUACUCGGACCGCAGUAGGCCACAGCCAACAAGGGAGAGAGAUCCAGCCCGCCGGCGGUAGAAGAAGAAUGCUUUUCUCUUUUAUUUUUCUGUGAAUUCCAAGGGUGUAGCUGCAAUUCCACCUUUUGUCUCGGGAAAACAUCGCCUUAGGAGUAUUAAAAACCUGCGCAACACCAAAGUUUCGCCCACACCUCCAGCAUCUAUACG
Aspergillus alliaceus is the source of this 1201-nucleotide messenger RNA. RefSeq names its product putative transcription factor RfeG. The record is from RefSeq and is a predicted model, not a curated record. Bases 216 to 1055 code for a protein of 279 amino acids. The transcript has 3 exons. NCBI's taxonomy places the organism in Eukaryota, Fungi, Ascomycota, Eurotiomycetes, Eurotiales, Aspergillaceae.